Molecule: messenger RNA, 527 nt
Organism: Rotaria sp. Silwood2
Lineage: Eukaryota; Metazoa; Rotifera; Eurotatoria; Philodinida; Philodinidae
Source: the annotation of a GenBank genome assembly
GACCACCACCAGCAGUAAGACAAAUGUUUAAAAACAAAGAUGAAAUACCAAAAAAUCUUCAGUCAAAUAUAAUCUAUCAAGUGAAUUGUAGCUCUUGUUCAGCCUCAUAUAUAGGCAAAACAACCAGACAAGCUUGUUCAAGAUUAAAGGAACAUGGAGCUCCAACAGAAAUACCAGUAGAACAUACAAAUGAAAAUCUUAGACGCUCAGCAAGAAUUGCUGCUAUGUAUGCUAAUAAUAAUGCACGAAUUUCAUAUUAUGAGUCGGAUAGUAGUGAAGAUGAUAUUCCUAGUGCCACAUAUACAUCAGCAAUUAAGCGUCAUAUCACUUCAACUCAACAUAAAAUUGAUUGGCAUAAUUGGAGUAUCUUGGAUAAAGACAAACAUCCAUAUAGAUUACUUGUAAAAGAAAGUCUAGCCAUAAGUGAAAAAUCACCUGCAUUAAAUUUAACCACAAGAUCAGUAUCUUUAGUUGUAUAUCCUGAAGGUCGUGCCAUUAGACGAACAAGCCAAAAGACAUCUCAAUAA